AUGUGCCCAGGCUUACCGGACCAUUGGUACCCAAAUAACCUUUUCAGUCUUCUGAAGUCUUGUGAUGUUGUUCAUCACAAAUGCCGGGUCGAGCGUCUUAGAAAGCAGAGAAGACGUGCCACUGCAGCUCCCCAAUCCGUCAGUUCCUUGCACAUAUACCACCUCGUGCUUGAGCCCAAAACCUGGACUGAGGCCCAGCGCCACUGCAGAGAAAAGUACACGGACCUGGCCACCAUCACUGACACAGAGGACGCCGCCGCUCUGAAUAGCCUCAGUGCUGGUGAUGGUGGUGCUGGGGACUAUGAAAAUGCCUGGAUCGGGCUCCGAAGGGUCAGCGCUUUUAAGUGGCACUGGUCCUUUCUGGGCAGCACCGGAGCACACACAGCAGUGGAGCCGGAGACUAGCUACACCAACUGGGACAGUUACGAGCCAGGGGCCAUGUCCGCCAAUGAGAGACUGUGGAGUCGGUGGAAGCACUGCAGGGACCACUUCACAGACCUGGCCAGUGCGCGGAACCCAGAGGAGAACAGAAGAGUGGCAGAACGGGUCGCGGGUGGAACAGAACCCUGGACCGGAAUGUUUCGAGACACCUGGGUGUGGUCUGACCUGAGUGGCAGCUCGUUUAGGCAAUGGGUGACCGGCGUGCCCGAUUAUGUGGGCGGGAGUGAGAGCUGUGUGGCCAGUCCGCUUGUGGGAGAAAGGAAGUGGCAGGACAGGAACUGUGAGGAAAGGAUGCCGUUCUUUUGCAUGGGGGCACCUAAAUUAACAAGACUAGUGGUGAAAAUAAAAAUCCACUCAGUUUCUGGAAACAUUGAUACCAUUUCCAAAGCCCAUCUUCUCCAACAGCUCCAUGCUGCUUUGGCUGAAAAGGGCAUAACAGAUUUCAAACUGUCCUGGAGGCCCCAACCUGAUGGACAGAUGUUCCACAGAGUUGGACAAAAUGCAGACAGAUGA
Messenger RNA from Alosa sapidissima (American shad), 954 nucleotides. RefSeq lists its product as uncharacterized. The record is from RefSeq and is a predicted model, not a curated record. Lineage: Eukaryota; Metazoa; Chordata; Actinopteri; Clupeiformes; Clupeidae. The coding region runs from base 1 to 954 and encodes 317 amino acids. The transcript is spliced from 7 exons.